CCCAAGGUCAAAGUAUCAUAAGAUGGCGGCUUUUCUGGGUCUCGGAAAGACAAUGGUGUGAUAAUGCUAAAGCUGCUACAAAACAGGCGAUUGGCGCCGUGAUCGAAGCAAUAUGUGAGGAAUUCUUAUUUAAAAUGUGUUAAUUUCAUUUGGAAUUUUAUUCUUAGCGCAAGUUAAUGGCUUUAUUUGGGGUAUUUUUGACUUUCUUAACACUUGAUGGAUUAAUGUACCCCAAAGUUUCCAAAACACCUCCCGUGUUGGUGUUUGUAUUGAAUGGACACCACGUUAAGAUAAGAGCAUCUGCUGAUGCCUAGUGCAUUUUUGUCACUUUCAUCUUCGAUGGCAUCGCGAAAAACCAAUGUUUACAAUACGAAAGGUAGCAAUGAGAAGUAUUGGACAGCUAUUUUUGAUUAUGAAGCAAAAAGGGAGGAUGAGUUGACAUUACGGAAAGGUUGCCAAGUUGAGGUCCUGUCCUAUGACUCCCACAUCUCUGGAGAUGAGGGGUGGUGGACAGGGCGGGUUGGCAACAGUGUUGGGAUAUUCCCCAGUAACUUUGUCACCAAUAACCUAAACUUCAGCUUUCCGGAGGAGAAAGUUAUCCCUGACAGACCAUUUGAAAUUGAUUUCAAUGAGUUACAGCUUGAGGAAGUCAUUGGAAUCGGAGGUUUCGGAAAAGUGUAUCGGGGUUUGUGGAAAGGAGAAGAGGUGGCUGUGAAGGCAGCCAGACAUGACCCCGAUGAACCUGUUAGUGCAACAAUUGAAAGUGUUAGACAAGAGGCAAAGGUGUUUUGGCUCUUAAAUCAUUCAAAUAUUGCUUCUUUGAAAGGAGUGUGUUUAAAAGAACCUAAUUUAUGUCUUGUGAUAGAAUAUGCUGCUGGUGGAUCGUUAAAUCGUGUUUUAUGUGGUCGGAGAAUUCCUCCAGAAAUUUUGGUGCAAUGGGCCAUUCAAAUUGCAAGGGGUAUGCACUACCUUCAUGAAGAAUCUCCAAUACCUUUGGUGCAUCGUGAUCUGAAGUCAAGCAAUAUCUUAUUAAAGGAAAAGAUAGAAAAUGAUAACCUCCAAAACAAAACCCUCAAGAUCACUGAUUUUGGUUUGGCAAGGGAGGUUUCCAAGACAACCAGGAUGAGUGCGGCUGGGACAUACGCGUGGAUGGCCCCCGAAGUAAUCAAAACCUCCACCUACUCCAAGAAUAGUGAUGUCUGGAGCUAUGGUGUUGUCCUGUGGGAGCUGUUGACAGGAGAAACGCCGUACAAGGGGAUCGAUGCCCUGGGGGUGGCGUACGGAGUGGCCGUCAACAAACUGACCCUCCCCAUACCCUCCACCUGUCCAAACCUCUUCGCACAACUCAUGUCUGAUUGCUGGCAUCAAGAGUCUCAUCAGAGGCCUACUUUUGCGGAAAUCCUUCGUCGGCUGGAUGAAAUAUCCACCUCGCCCUUUAUGACGACCCCUCAGGAAAGCUUCCACACCAUGCAAGAGGACUGGAGGCAGGAAAUUGAGGAAAUGUUCAACGAACUUAGGAGCAAGGAAAAGGAGCUGAGGAGUCGUGAGGAGGAGCUAACAAAGGAGGCACUGAAACAGAAGAAGGUGGAGGAGUUUCUGUACAAGCGAGAGCAGGAGCUGAAGGAGAGAGAGAUUGAAUUAGUGGAGAGAGAGCUCAACAUUAUGAUCCUUCAGCAAAUCAUGGGCAACCCCAAACCCAGGACCAGGAAGGGCAAAUUUAAAAAGAGCCGCCUUAAGUUGCUCAAGUCUGGUGGCUCUUCCAUUAGUGAACCUUCUGACUUUCGACACAACAUCACAGUAAAACAUGAAGUUCCCAUCCAGAAUCACAAUCCCUCGAGUCCUGACAGUCCGCCUCAGUCACCGACAUCGUAUACACCCUCACGACUGAGGGCCAUAGCCUAUCCAGCUGAUGGGGUCAAAGGUCGUACCUGGGGACCAAGCUCUGUCAAAAAUGAACGGCACCAAAGAACAUCAGUCAUUUUUGCAGAUGGACGUUGGUCAAAGAGUGCUCCUAACUUAGAAAGAUCUCUAAAGAAUUUAGGACAUUCCAAUACAGGGGCACUUAAUUCUCUGUAUGGAGAUGAAAACGACUGGCCAACAGAUCUGUCAGAUAUUAAGAAUAAAAACAUUCCAUACUGCAGUGCCGAUUUUUCAAGACUCGUGAAAAAAUCAGAAAGUAAAACUGAGAGUGCUUUAUUCAAUAUGACAGCUAUGGUGGUUGGUAUUGUGACCGGUUGUGAUAUUACAUCUCUUAGUCCACUCACAUCAAGGGAUGAGACCAAGAAUCGUAAGAAGCGGGACUCGUAUAUCCUGAAUCGCAGAGAUGCUUACAAUGCAGCUGUGCGUGAUUCGUUUCUUGACAGUGAGGACAGUAUUUCGAGUCGAUUCACUUCGCCGUCAGGAUAUCCCCACCAUACAUACCACGGCUAUCAAGCACGUCAAAGACCUGCUUUAAAUUUAGAUGUGCCAAUUCGAUUUACUGAGGAGCAGAGUAUUCCACAGUUUUAUUCUCAGACUCCUACUUUUCAAUCUACAAGUACAAUAGAUUCAGAUGUGACAGUUCAGCGAAGAUCUCUGUACGAUAGUAAUGCCAGUACGCUGGUGUCUAGCUCCCCAAGUCACACAACACUGAAAAGACAGUCCUCGGAUAGCAGUACCAGUAACUAUGAUACCCCACGUACCUCUAGAAACCUGCAAAGACACUCUGUCACAUUUGAAGACGAAUAUACCAGCAACUACAAAUCAUACAACUCCCAGAACAAGCAGUCUCCCCCAAAUACCUCAAAUUUGUACUACGAUCACAACCCCACGAGUCAGUAUACCCAGCAAGAGGCCAGUAACCCUUGGGGCAAUGGAGCCCCACCCAGGCCUCCCCCUUAUGUCAGUGAUGUACCACCCCCAGUUGUGCCUAGAGACUACCACUCGAGACAGCAGGAGGACUCAGAACCACCCCCACCUAUACCCCCAAGGAGGAAGUUCAACAAUCUAAAUGGGGACGCCCAUGCUGAGAGACCAAAAACUCUGGAUAUGGGCCCCCGGAACAGACCUCGCCUUCCACCCCCUCCCCCACUCCCCACCCCUCAAAGAAAUGACACGAAUACGAAUGAAUACCCGACUCAAUGGAUUGAGAAGAGUGAACUAGACACGCCGUAUUAUUCGACCCGGUCCAGUUUAUCCCCAGGGCACACUCCCCCGCAUAUCACUCACCACACGACUCUGCUGGACAUCGACGUGGACGGACAGAGUAACGACAGCACCAGGCCCCUCCUACGACAGAACGCAAAACAUAUCUUUGAAUUUGGUCAGGAAAUGCUGUAUUAAAAAUUUGUACAUUACUUAUAUCAGGACACAAAAAAUUUAUGAUGGUUAUAUAUGAUUUUGAUUUUGUUAAAGCAAAAAAAAAAAAUAUUCUGUUUAAAGCGUUCUUAUGAUGAGGAACAAAGUGUGUUUUGUAAGGAUUUUUUAUUCACCCCCUCACUCAGUAUUUUUAAUCAUGUAGUUCUUGUUGAGCAAAUGUGUUUUGACAAAAUGUGCUUUACAAAUCACAGUGCAUUUCUAAAAUUUAUCACUCAAAAGAAUGUACAGAAGGAUGCCUUGUGUAUAUGAGUUUUUAUAGAAAAUUGUCUCUGUUAUACAUGUAUUAUAAUAUUUGUAAAUAUGAAAAGUUUAAAAUAUGAUAUUUUUACCUUUUUAUUUAUCACAUCUUGAGUGUGUCUCUUCCAUUUCGUUGUGUUUUGUUUAUUGAAAGUUUUUAUGCCCAUUAUCCAUUAAGUUAUGUAGAUGUUAUAUGUAGAAUUCUAGAAAUUCAAAAUGUGAUAUAUAUAUAUUUAAUACAAUGUAAAUCCAGAACGUCAAGUACAAAAAAAAAAAUUAAUAAAUUUUUAAUUUGUUGUAAACUGAUGAGCAACAAUUCAACAGAAAAUGAUGAUUUUAUUUUUUUAUAUGCAGUAACUUAUAGAAUACAGGCAUUUUAUACAUAAGUAGAUUUUUUUAAAAACGAACAUUUUUAGUUUAAUAUCUUGAAACUAUCCAAAUCUUUGUGCCAUGGAAAAUAUGAGUUUAUUUUUACUUUAUACCAGAGAUUUGUGGUUUAUCAGAUUGCUGCACUUUAAAGAGUGUGCAUCUUAUAAGGUUGAUAGAUUAAGAAACCAUUGUAUUAACCAAUAAUUAUGUCCAAAAAAUAAAUAUUACUUAAAAAAUGUUCAUAAAACCAUUUUCAAUUAUAUGCAAAGUGACAAAUACGCAGAUAUGCCAAAAAUUUGAAAUAUGUUCAUCAUUUAAAUUUUUGUAUUAGAACCUGGAAUUGGGGUUUUGUUAAAGUGUCAAUAUAACAUGAUUUUAUUAUUACAUAGUGCAAAUUACAUUAAAAGAAAUGAGUACUUUCAGUUUCAAGAAAAAACGUUUUACAUGCAUUGCUAAUUUUUUUUCAAUUUGAUCAGUGGAAAUUCUGCAGGAAAAAACUGUGGAAACAAAAAUUUAAAAAUGCAGAACAUCAUAUAUUGUUCAAGUAGGAAAAAUGAUCAAAGAUAAAUAAUAGGCAAACACAUCUAGCAAUUCCUUUGUGGGAUCUAGUUUUAACAUUUACCGGUGGUAUUUUAAAAAUCCUUAUUCUUUAAACAUUAGAUAUCUUUGAUUAUUAAGGUGCUUGAUUUACUGAAAAGUCCCAGAUAUCUUAGCAAAUAAUUGAUGAGUAGGUUAUGUGACAUACCAAUUUAUAAUAACUCAAUUUCCUUCAUGAAGUAGAAUCUCUUUCAUUCACUUCUUUUUUUGAUAGAUAAAAACCUAGUUCUAAACUUGAACAUGUACAUGUUUAUAUGUUUGCAUGUUUUUCAGGCAUUCUUUUUUAAAGAUUUUGCAUGAAAGUACUGCUGUGGAUAUAUUUUGGGUCGAUACUUUUCAUUUGAACAUAAUAGGAUUUAGGCAAUUUAAGUUGGCAUUGGAUAAAAUAAUGAACUAGUAAAUGAUUCCCAAGUUUUUAAAAAAAAUUUAACAAUCUAUGUCUUUGAUUUACAUGUAAUUUUGUAAAGCUUUAAGAUAUAGAGACAGAAAAACAUGAGACUAUAGCAUAAGCAACACAAAUAUUUUCAGUAAUUUUUGUUUUAAAAAAAUGAUUUAAAAUAAGAUACUUGUAGAUGAUAUGAUAUUUGACAUAUAUGUUGAGAUAUUGUUGAAAAAAAUUUGAAUUUAUUCUGAUGGAUUUUUUUUUAAAUGAUAGGAUAGAGUAAAUAUACAAUAUAUGCAUUGUUAAUGGAUUUCUCUGGUAUCAUGUGGGCUAUAACUGAAUCAUGAAAUGUAAAGCCCAUUAAGCCCAUUUUUUUUAGUUACAUUAAUGCAAUCUUGUUACAGUUUGCAAUAUUUGGGUAGAAGGAUGUUCAAAAUAGACUGUCCUCUGCAUGUACCAAACCCCUCUGUCCUGUGUACAAAUCUACUUGUAAUUGACAGCAAACUUCUCUACCUAAACUGUUUACGCAUGCAAAGAAAGUUCCAGUUUCGGAUUAUUAAUAUAUACAUGUAUUACUGCUCCAAUGUUUUCUGUACAUGCAUCAUUUUCCACAAUUUCCAUUUUGAUUUCAGAAUGUAGUAAUCACUCAUUUAAAUGAAAGCAUUGGAAACAUUUCAUUUAUUCAUCCUCUUGAUGAAAUUUUUAUUUUCAAAUAAUUGUUACGCAAUGAAAUUUAUUGAAGAUUACUGAAUUGAUAGAGCUAUAUAUAUAUAUCUAUAUAUAGAUAGAACUAGUUUGCAGAGAAUGUACAGGGCAUUUUCAUUACUACCUCGUCAAUAAAUUUAGGCUGCUUAAAUUUGAGAUUUGUUAGCACGAAAUUUUUUAAGUAAAGGGGUUACAUGUAUCAAUCUAGAAACAUUGAAUUUCAAUGGAACUGUAUCUUGCAAUCAACAGACUGGUAGCUUAUAUUAAUAGCCUCACAUCAGACCAAAUCCAUUCAGUAUGCAUUUGUGACUAGAGUUUGUCUCAAAACAUGAACAAUGUAUUGUAUGAUAUAUAAAAUACACUAUAUAUAUAUAUUUGACAAGUAAAAAAAAUUGAUACAAUUUAA
Molecule: messenger RNA, 6053 nt
Organism: Magallana angulata
Lineage: Eukaryota; Metazoa; Mollusca; Bivalvia; Ostreida; Ostreidae
Product: mitogen-activated protein kinase kinase kinase 10-like
Exons: 8
Coding region: 307-3321 (1004 amino acids)
Biological process (GO): protein phosphorylation
Molecular function (GO): ATP binding; protein binding; JUN kinase kinase kinase activity
Source: RefSeq, a predicted model, not a curated record